This is a messenger RNA of Cyprinodon tularosa, 3320 nucleotides long. RefSeq lists its product as uncharacterized. Gene Ontology annotation, molecular function: peptidyl-prolyl cis-trans isomerase activity; protein binding. The transcript is spliced from 8 exons. The record is from RefSeq and is a predicted model, not a curated record. Bases 134 to 2350 code for a protein of 738 amino acids. NCBI's taxonomy places the organism in Eukaryota, Metazoa, Chordata, Actinopteri, Cyprinodontiformes, Cyprinodontidae.
AGCAAACCAGCCAAGACUCUCUUCACUGGGCUAAUUAGAAAAGCCAAAGGAGAGCACACAAGAAGAAGGGGAAAAGAGAGGCUAUAUGUGCAAUACAACAUCCAAACUUUUCUGGUAAUUCUUCAAAUAGGAAAUGGAGGAGACAUACCUUCUCAACUAUCCAGGGGUCAAGAAGAAAAUCUUAGCAGGAGGCAAAGGACCACUGCCUCAUUUUCCUCCUGGGACAAAGCUGGUCUUCCAUUUCCAAACGCUGCUGGACAACUUUGAGCGGACAGUCAUCGAUGACACUAGACUGGCUGGCAGACCAGCUGAGAUCUUUGUUGGAAAGAUGUUCAAGAUGGAAGUUUGGGAGCCAAUGCUGACUUCAAUGAGGGUCGGGGAGGUGGCUGAAUUCUGGUGUGAUGCCAUUCACACAGGCAUGUAUCCCAUUGUGUCCAAGGGAAUGAGGCUGAUAGCCCAAGGAAAAGACCCCCUGGAUGGCCAGAAACAUAUGUGCGGUAUGGGGAACCUGUUCCACUAUCACUCCACUGGUUUCCCGGAGCUAGAUGAGAUCAUGCGAAAUCCUCAACCACUCAUAUUCAUCAUGGAGCUGUUGCAGGUAGGAGACCCCUUGUCCUACCACAGAGAGUCAUGGAUGAUGGACAAGGAUGAGAAGUUGCAAGCGGUGCCAGUUCUUCACAUGCAGGGCAAUGCUUUGGUCAAGCAAAAACAUUUCAGAGAGGCUGCCAGCAAGUACAAGGAAGCUGUCCUGCUGCUAAAAACAGUGCAGUCCAGGGAGAUGCCAGGUGAUAUAGACUAUAUGAAUUUGGGUCGAAUGAUUGUGCCACUGGAGCUGAACUACUGCCAGUGUAUGUUGGAGCUACAGGAGUACUAUGAAGUCAUAGAGCACACCACUGAGCUGCUGGAGAAGCACAAAGACUGUGUGAAGGGCUACUACAAGCGUGCCAAAGCUCAUGCUGCAGUGUGGAAUGAAAAAGAAGCUCGGAAAGACUUCAACAUGGUGGCCCAGUUGGACAUUACUCUUGCUGCGCUUGUUCGUCGAGAGUUGAAUGCCUUGUCGGAGCACAUGAAGGAGAAGUACUGGCAGGAAAAGGAGCAAUACUGGAACAUGCUGGAGAAAACAGAGGGUGGAAGCAAAGAGGCGAAUGAUGAGGUCCAUAAUGAAGAGGAGAAUGAGAAAGAUGAACAAAAAAACAAAGAAAGCAAAGAUGACCUUAAAAGCAGUACGACUGCAGCUACAUGCGGAAAGAAAAAUGGUUCAACUGAGAUGAAAUGUGUUGAAAAAGAAGAAUCUGGAGAAGAAAAUGUUACACCACCUGAGGGAUCCAGGGAGGAAGACGGCACCUCUGUAGUCGAAGUCGACGCUUGUGAUAAAAUGGAGGGGAAGGACUGGCAACAAAUGUUACGACUGGUGAUGUUGCUGCAGAAUGAAGGAAACUUUUGCAUCAAAGAAAAGCGCUUUCAAGAGGGUUCCACCAAAUUCAAGGAGGCUUUGGAAUAUGUGGACUUCUUACAAAACAAGCAGGUGGAUCAACACAGUGAGGACUGGGAGUCGCUGGAGAAGGUGCGUCUUCCUCUCAGUCUCAACCUCAGCCAAUGUAAGCUAGAGCUGAAACAAUACCAGGAGGUGGUGGAGCUAAACGACAGGCUGCUAAAGAGCCAUAAAGGUAACUUUAAAGCAGUGUACCAGAGGGCUCGGGCACAUGCAGCAUUGUGCAACGAGGAUGAAGCUCAAAGGGACUUUGUCAUGGUGGAGAAAUUGGAUCCAAAGUUUAGACCCUUUGUUCGUCAGGAGCUGAAAAUGCUGGCAGAAAACAUCCGCAUCAUGCACGCCCGCCAGAACAAGAAUUACUGGGAAACAACAAAGGAGAAGUGGGGUCCUGGUGGAAGCAGGACCAAGGGUGUAGUGAGAAAGAAGAAUACUAACUCAGCUAAGCAACCCACAGAGGCAAACAUCGAAAUGGAUAAAAAGACUGAAGAGAGUAAAGUUGAAGAGAAGGAAAGCCCAGAAGAACAUCAUACCAUUGAGACUGAAAGAGCAGGGGACACAGAAACAGAAAAAAAUCCUGUUUUGAAAGCAGAGCAUUGUUAUAAAGAGCAAAAGAGUGGGAUGAUAAGUGAAUUGGGGUCAGAUGAAGAAAAAGCAGUAAGGGUUGGGGCUCCUGAAGUAGAUAACAGCAAAACAGAUAAAGAUGGUGACCCUCCAUCCACCAGCUUAGAUAAUGUAGUAAGCAGGAGAUCAGUGCGAGAUAGAGGGAAAAAGAAGGUCAAACGUCAAUCAAAAGGUACUCCAAACCCCAACAGAACAAAGCCAGUAACAGGAAAAGGAGACUCUAACAAAACACUCUAAUAAAUUGUCAGCAUCCUCUACAGAGUCAAAAUUAACAUUUGUAAGUAAAAUUACAAAGAUAAAUAGCCCAUAGCAACAGGAAUUAUAACAUAGCUGGAGCUAGAAAAACAAAAUCAGGAAAUAAUGAUUUUACCACCUAAAAGCCAAAUACAAACACAGAAAUAAAUUAAUAUAACCAGCAUUUAUUUGGCCUCAUUCUGAGCUAAGUCGUAUUUUUUAAUUCCCAAAGGGCCUACCACAGUCAAGAGAAAUACAAAAAGCACACACAAACAAGCAGUUUGCCAAAUACAAAGUUUUAUUUCUGUACACAAAGAGUAGAAAGCAGCCGGUAACCCACUUGUUAUUACAGUAAAAAGCCUCUCCUCAGAAAACCUCUUAUACAGAUUAAAAACUCUAGAGAAUAGACAAGACAAAGUGUUGGACAAUAAGAGAACAACUCUGAAACAAUGAACUUCCAGGUGAUAAAUGAGGUAUAUUUUUAGUAAGUUAAACAGAAUAAAGAAAUGUGAUGAAUAAAUGACUUUAUGUGCAAUCAAAAACUUGCUUGAGGUUAAUUCAUGUAUGAGGCUGUGAUAUAUGACAUAGCUGAGCUUUGGGUACAUGAUCAAAUUCGACACAGGGGGAAGCAUCAGUGAAAGGCCGGACAAAAUGAUGCCUGUGAGCAUGUUGGUCAGUGAUGGCAAUGUUCUUUGGAGGGGCUUGCCCAGAGGCAACUCCAUCUUCAAAUACACAGUUUCCAUCAUGCAACAUGGAGUAAAGACUGUUAGUGCACAUAUUUGAAGAGGCAAUAUACCAUAUAAAAUGGAAUAACGGUAUGAUUGUAAAUUAAACAUUAAAGUUAGUGGAGGAGGUUCUUUUCCCAGGUGGAUCAUCAAAAUAAGUAGCCCUCUUAAUUGUCAAUCAAUUGUCCCACAUGCUUGUCCCCAUUUUUACUUACAGGUGGUGAGUCUGACAUGGUGGAAAAAUUGCA